Abrus precatorius (Indian licorice) is the source of this 1036-nucleotide messenger RNA. RefSeq names its product magnesium-dependent phosphatase 1. The transcript is spliced from 4 exons. The record is from RefSeq and is a predicted model, not a curated record. Gene Ontology annotation, molecular function: acid phosphatase activity. Bases 114 to 689 code for a protein of 191 amino acids. Lineage: Eukaryota; Viridiplantae; Streptophyta; Magnoliopsida; Fabales; Fabaceae.
AAGCGGGUCGGGUCGGGGCAUAAUGGUGGUUCUAGGAGAGACAAGACAAUUUCAUCGGUAGUAUUAUUUUGAAAGAAAUUUCGAAGUUCGAGGAGAGAGAGAGAGAGGGAGAGAUGGGGGAGAGAACAGAGAAGGUGAAGGCGGAGGCAUUGCAGAUAAUUGGAGCGUUUGAGGUUCUGCCAAAGCUGGUCGUUUUCGAUCUCGAUUACACUCUCUGGCCCUUCUACUGCGAGUGUCGAUCGAAGCGCGAAAUGCCUUCUCUGUAUCCCCACGCCAAAGGCAUAAUGUUAGCGCUCAAAGAAAAAGGUAUCGACGUUGCCAUCGCUUCUCGAUCACCAACCGCUGAUAUAGCCACCUCUUUCCUCAACAAAUUGAACCUCAGCUCAAUGUUCGUUGCCCAGGAAAUAUAUUCCAGUUGGACGCACAAAACGGAUCAUUUUCAGAGAAUUCAUUCAAGAACUGCUGUGCCCUUCAACUCUAUGCUCUUUUACGAUGAUGAGGAUAGGAACAUCCAAGCGGUCUCUAAAAUGGGAGUAACUAGCAUUUUGGUCGGUAAUGGGGUUAAUCUUGGAUCGUUAAGUGAAGGCCUUACCCAAUUUUCUCGAAACUGGAAUGCAUCGCAGAAGAACAAGCAGAAAUGGCUUUCUAAGUACUCUAAUAAGUCAGAUACUUCCAACCAUGCUGCAUGAAAUUUAAUAUGCAUUUGAAAUUUCUCUCUGGAUUUUAUUCAGAACCACAUCUACUCAAAUAUUUUGUAGCGACAGAAAGACUCGUAUAUGCACAUGGGAAACAUGGUAUUUCCAACAGUUUAGUAUGAAAUUCUGUGUAUUUGAUUCAGAAACUAAUUAAUGGAUGACUUUAAAUAGUAUGUUGUAAUUGAGGAAAUACUCGUGUCCGUUCCAGUUGAACAUAGUCUCAAAAUACUGGUACGAAAUACGUAACUACAUAAGCAGCUCGGAAGGCACAGCCUCCAGCCUGUUCCAAAGUCUUGAAAUCACUUAUCUGUCUGAUAUGCUGUAAUACUAAGCAUUAAUGU